This is a messenger RNA of Momordica charantia (bitter melon), 1097 nucleotides long. RefSeq lists its product as uncharacterized. Gene Ontology annotation, cellular component: signal recognition particle receptor complex. The record is from RefSeq and is a predicted model, not a curated record. NCBI's taxonomy places the organism in Eukaryota, Viridiplantae, Streptophyta, Magnoliopsida, Cucurbitales, Cucurbitaceae. Gene Ontology annotation, biological process: protein targeting to ER.
AGUUGGGGAAAUGGAAGGAACGGAACAGUGGAAGGUUCACGUGGAACAAUUGAAGGUCCAGAUGGAGCAAUGGCUGCAACAAGGCUUGGAGCUUGUUCACCAAAUACCCCCAAUUCAGCUCUACGUCGGGGUUGGUGUGUUGUUAUUGACCACCCUACUUCUCUUAUUGACUCGCUUGUUCAAGCGCAGAAAAUCGAAUACCAUUGUUCUCAGUGGACUCAGUGGAAGUGGGAAAACUGUUAUUUUCUAUCAACUUCGUGAUGGUUCUUCUCAUCAGGGUACUGUUACAUCAAUGGAACCUAAUGAAGGCACGUUUGUGCUUCAUUCUGAAAUUUCAAAGAAGAACAAACUAAAGCCUGUUCAUCUUGUUGAUGUCCCUGGGCAUUCUCGCCUUCGAGCCAAACUAGAUGAGUUUUUGCCUCAAGCAGCUGGUGUAGUCUUUGUGGUGGAUGCUUUGGAUUUUUUACCUAACUGUCGUGCAGCUUCAGAGUACCUCUAUGAUAUCCUGACUAAUGCGAGUGUUGUGAAGAAGAAAAUCCCUGUCCUGAUACUAUGCAAUAAAACAGACAAGGUUACAGCCCACACAAAAGAGUUUAUCAAUAGGCAGRUGGAGAAGGAGAUUGACAAGCUACGAGUGUCGAGAAGUGCGAUCUCAGCAGCUGAUAUUGCAAAUGACUUCACACUAGGGGUACCUGGAAAAGCAUUUUCGUUCUCACAGUGCCAUAACAAAGUUACAGUUGCUGAAGCCUCUGGAUUGACGGGUGAAGUAACUGAGGUUGAGCAAUUUAUAAGAGAAAAUGUGAAGCCUUAGCUGURUAUUCUAUCCUACAUGUUGACUGGUGCUUUUUACCCCUUCAUUUGAAUAUAAACUCCAAUGUGUUUGAAAUGCCGCUUUGAGAAUUUCGAAUUGCAUCCCGAUUCUUGUAGUGUCUAAAGACAAGAAGUUAAAGCUGUUCUAUGUCCAUGUCUUCUUCCCUUGCUGAGAAUUGUAUAAGAUCGUACCCGGAAUAGUCGUACAAUGUCACAGAAAAGCCAAAACAUUCGUAAAGCAUAAAUAAUAAAAAUCUGAGACAUUGUUGCCUUCUUUGUGGUGGAAA